ACCGCGCCGAGGCGGGGAGCCGCCUGAAGGACCGCGACGGCCGCGCCCGCAGGUCACCUGGAUGUCAGCAUGGCAGCCACAAACCUGGAGAACCAGUUGCACAGUGCACAGAAGAACCUCUUGUUCCUUCAGCGGGAGCACGCCAGCACACUCAAGGGGCUGCACGCCGAGAUCCGGCGACUGCAGCAACACUGCACAGAUUUGACGUAUGAACUGACAGUCAAAAGUUCCGAACAGACAGGCGAUGGGUGUUCCAGAAGCAGUGAGCUGCAGAAGAGGUGUGAGGAGCUGGAAGCGCAGCUGAAGGCCAAGGAGGAGGAGAACACGGAGCUGCUGCGGGAGCUGGAGCAGAAGAACGCGAUGAUCGCGGUGCUGGAGAACACCCUGCGCGAGCGGGAGCGCAAGUACCUGGAGGAGCUGAAGGUCAAGAGCCACAAGCUGAGCCUGCUGUCGGGCGAGCUGGAGCAGCGCGCGGGCACCAUCGCCUACCUGACGGCGCAGCUGCACGCCACCAAGAAGAAGCUCAUGAGCUCCAGCGGGACCUCGGACGCCAGCCCAUCGGGGAGCCCCGUGCUGGCCAGCUACAAGCCGGCACCCCCCAGAGACAAGCUGCCCGAGACGCCGCGCCGCCGCAUGAAGAAGAGCCUGUCGGCGCCCCUGCACCCGGAAUUCGAAGAGGUCUACCGAUUCGGGGCCGAGAGCCGGAAGCUACUCCUGCGGGAACCGGUGGACGCCAUGCCCGACCCCACCCCGUUCCUGCUGGCCAGGGAGUCGGCCGAGGUCCACCUCAAAGAGCGGCCUCUCGUCAUCCCGCCCAUCGCCUCUGAGCGCAGCACCGGCGAGCAGCACAGCCCGGCCCGCGACAAGCAGCACAAGGCCCACGUGGGGGUGGCCCACCGCAUCCACCACGUGGCCCCGCCGCAGGCGCAGCCCGAGGUGGAGACGCUGGCGGUCGACCAGGUGAACGGGGGCAAGGCGGCGAGGAAGCAGCCGGGCACGGACAGAACUGUGUGAGCCGCCGGCGCCCGCUGUCCACGCACUGUGAGCACUACUAGGAAACUCAUCCACAUUUUUGUUUUAAUCCCGUGCAUGCCAAAUUCUUUUCAGACCUGUCCACCGAUUCUCCUCCGCCUGCCCUCCGAGUCCCUGCUGCAGAAGACGUAUUUACCAUCUGCCGUGGCCAAACACCUGCGUGCCGGUCGCUUGCUUCUAACCCACUCUGUGUAAGUGAAGCGCUUGCGCACAGAGCGCAGGCCUCAGGCCGCGCCACUACGCGACGUUCGUGACAUCAGAUAGCCUCACGCCAAAUUGCAAAGUCUGAGCAACACAUACCAACCUUGACCUUCCCCCUGGGCUCCAGGGCAGCCUGUGCGAAGCAGCCCCUGCUCCCUCCUGGAGACCCUGUAACCUCCCCACAGACCUUUCCCAGGGCGGCACCGAUCACCGAGCAGCUGUGUGUAUAGCUCAAGGAACUAAAUAAGAUGACGUUACUCCUCAUAGCACCGCAACCUGAAUGUGUGUUCAUAUUUUUUUGUUAGGUUUAUCCAAAAUGUUUAAGAUCCCAACAAACUUUAUUUUCUAAACCUG
Molecule: messenger RNA, 1587 nt
Organism: Propithecus coquereli (Coquerel's sifaka)
Lineage: Eukaryota; Metazoa; Chordata; Mammalia; Primates; Indriidae
Gene: CCDC92
Product: coiled-coil domain containing 92
Exons: 4
Coding region: 70-1014 (314 amino acids)
Cellular component (GO): centriole
Source: RefSeq, a predicted model, not a curated record